AUGUCGCUUUCUGUGACCCGGCUGACCACGCCUGUGAAAAGUGCGAGAGGCAAGUUUGUGCUCGAACUGUAUACCACUGUCUGGCCUUCUGGUGGACCGCCUACUCCUCACAAUGCCAAGAUCUUCACGACGGACUCGGUGUUAGUUCCCUCCAGCGGUUACAUAUCUCCAGGGGAUGCGGACGAAGGCCUGGAUGAUAUCCCUGCCAGUGUAACCGACACAUCUAACGAGGACGUUGCGAUGAGUGCCGAGGAAGAUGAGCAAGCUGAGGAGGACAGCAUACGGCCCAUUCCGUUCAAGCGGAUAACACUGGAUUUUACGCCCCUGUCGUCCUAUAACACUUCUCUCAUAGGACUCCCUCCCCGACUUAUCGUGCGCUCCGAAUACGAGGAACUCACGACUUUCGCAGAAACAGUUAAUCGUCAUACCAUCCUCACCGGGCAACCUGGCGUCGGGAAAUCCUACGCACUCUAUUACCUCUUGGCUCGACGUCUUAGUUGUGGUCUCCCGACCAUAUUCGCCAAAUCAGACGACCAAUGGUACUUCUUUUGCGAUCUGGGGGUGUAUCUAUUGAAUCCCACCUAUCUCGAUGACCUCCUGGAGGAUUUCGCCCAGAUCCACGCAUCGGAUCCGGUUGGCGCAAGAGAGAUCUUACAGCGGCGCGCCAUCAUUCUAUUCGAUUCCAGGGCUGAAGAGCCGUUUCCCAGAAUCAGUGGACUUGCACAAUGGCGAUAUAUCGUCGCGUCGUCUUCGAACAGAAAGCGUUAUAAACAUUGGAUGAAGGAAAACGAAGCUCUAUUCUGGGUGAUGCGCACGUGGUCAUGGUCUGAGAUCUAUGCAGCCAGAGAAAUGCAGAAGGGUAAUAUUGCUACCGACGUCAACCAGCUUUGGACUGCGUUCACAAAAUUCUCGCACGCGGCACGUGUGGUCUACAAGAUUCCUACGCAAGUACGGCAGGACGCGGUUACCGACGCACUCUUUACCCUUUCACCACAGUUGUUGGCGUCAAUGAUGCGAUCUGCUGAAAGCGUCCACGCAGACAUCUCCAGUCAACUGGUUGAGGUCAACCCUUACAUCGGUUCAGACGGCCAAGUAAACAGGUCGCGAAUUAUCGAGAAUAUUGCUACAAGGUUCAUCCUAGUCCGGCUAGUCCGGCAGACCGCUAUUGUUCAGAACGUGGAACUUCGUCGGACAUUUGAAGCCCUGUAUGCCGAACCCGCAGGUCGAGCAUCCGCGGGAACGGUAUUCGAGCUUGCUGCCCAUGCAGUCAUGAUGCGCCAGUCUGAACGCGAAGUCAGAUCGUUAAUGAACGGUUCUAUCUCCACCAUCAUCUUCAAGCACGGAUCUGAUAUUGUGUUUGACACUGGCGGUCUUGACUGGAAUCAGACGGAGGAUGUACUACAGGGCCGUCUCUAUUGCAGGCCAGGAGUACUCAACUUUCCAGGGAUCGACUCUUUUACUGUUGUCGAUGGUUCCCCCGUCGUCUUCCAGAUGACAGUUGGACUCAGCCAUCCGGUGAAGAUAUCUGGUCUGGAGCACAUUUCAAGGUUAUUGGGUGCGACGAACAUCCGAUCGAAGAGGUGGUCGCUUGUUUUCAUCGUUCCAAAGGGCAAUGCAGGCAAUUUCACAACCCAGGCCAUGAACCCACCUCACAAGCGCAAGAACUGGGAACAUCGAGUGGAUCAGUAUGUGCUUGGAUUGGAUCACAAUGAGCUAUGGCCGACCACAGCUGUAUAA
Sparassis crispa is the source of this 1737-nucleotide messenger RNA. RefSeq lists its product as hypothetical. Bases 1 to 1737 code for a protein of 578 amino acids. Lineage: Eukaryota; Fungi; Basidiomycota; Agaricomycetes; Polyporales; Sparassidaceae. The transcript is spliced from 4 exons. The record is from RefSeq and is a predicted model, not a curated record.